AUGAUUCAUUACAAGCAGGAAGGGCAAUCCCCGUGGAUUGACAAUCUGACGCGCGACUGGGUGUCAUCGGGUCAUCUCAGAGAACUGGUCCGACGUGGCGUGAGAGGCAUCACCAGCAACCCUACUAUUUUCGAGAAGGCGAUCAGUGGGACUGAUGUGUACGACCAGCAGCUGCGGAACAUUCUGUUCCGCGAGGGGGUGCUGUUAGGGGGAGGGAUGGCGGAGAGCCAUGGGGAGGUGGAGAGGGGGGUGGUGGAGGGUGCGUAUUGGGAGAUGGUGAAACAAGAUAUCGGCACUGCUGCUGCUUCGUUAGAAGAGCUGUUCCAUGCUUCUAAUGGUGGCGAUGGGUUCGUCUCUCUUGAAGUCUCGCCGAGGCUAGCCUACGACACGUCAGGUUCGGUGACGCUGGCUCGGGAGCUCCACGCCGACCUGGCUCGGCCGAACCUGAUGGUCAAGAUCCCUGCCACCGAGCCUGGCGUGGCUGCCAUCCGUGAAAUGAUUUCCCGCAUGAAGAACAUCAAUGCCACUCUCAUCUUCUCUCUGACGCGCUACAGUGAGGUCAUGGAGGCUUACGUGGCAGGCCUGGAGGACGCCGUGGCAGCUGCCAACGCGGCAUCUGAGCUGUCAGCAGCCGCGUCUGACUCAGCAGCAGGCGCCCUGCCACGUGUCAACCUCUCCUCAGUCUCCUCUGUGGCUUCGUUCUUCGUCUCUCGGGUGGACAGCGCUGUUGACAAGCGUCUCAAGGCAAUCGGGACGGAGGAGGCUCGCGCUCUUCUGGGCAAGGCAGCAGUUGCACAAGCCGUGGUGGCAUAUGACAUGUUCAAGACCAAGUUCAGCGGUCCCAGGUGGAAGGCUUUAGAGCAGCUGGGAGCGCGGGUGCAGCGACCAUUGUGGGCGUCAACAGGAGUGAAAGAUCCGUCGUAUCCGGACACGAAGUACAUCGACGCUCUGAUUGGUCCACACUCGGUCAACACCAUGCCUGACGCCACCCUGCUCGCCUUUGCGGACCAUGGGGAGGUGAAGCGCACUGUAGAUGCUGACGUGGAUGCUGCCUAUGGUGUGCUGGAUCGUCUCAAGGCUGUUGGAGUGGACAUGGAGGAAGUUGCCAAGGAGCUGGAGGCUGAUGGCGUUGACAAGUUUGCAAAAUCGUUUGAUGACCUGCUUGCUGCGCUUCAGCGCAAGGCCACCAUGAUACGUGGUGCAAGUAUCAACUAG
Molecule: messenger RNA, 1215 nt
Organism: Closterium sp. Naga37s-1
Lineage: Eukaryota; Viridiplantae; Streptophyta; Zygnematophyceae; Desmidiales; Closteriaceae
Source: the annotation of a GenBank genome assembly